ACACUUUACAGCAUUUUAUCAGCUGCAAAACUAAUUCAGCUACUCGAGUCUCGAAUUAAAAUCAGUGAAGAUGGACGUCAUUGUCUCCGUGUCGUUCUUUCAAGACGAGCUCGCCUCUACCAUCGAGCACGCAGUGAAAGCGGCUGUAGACACCGUCUUGUGCGAAAUCACAAAAGUUGUCGGCGGCAAAUUCACUGAAUUCCGAAUGGAAAUGGCUGGAAAGGAGAAAGAGAAUGAAAGUCUGAAGCUGAGAUUGGAAAUAUCAGAGAGCGAGUUGAAAGCAGUGCGGGAAUGCAUGAACGCUGCAGAUGCAGACAUUAAACAACCUCUCAGAAUCAUGAACCCCGACUGGAAAGAACAAGACUUUCAGAGGAACGAGAACCAGGGAUUAUUUCAAGAUCCCAAAGAGAGCCAUGCUGUCCCUGAAUCUGAAGCACAGGAGGGGCCAAGGAUAGAAGCAGUUUGCACACUAGAGGAACGUCUAAAGCAGGUUACAGAGCUGACAUGCGUUAAAGAUGAAGAGGUCCCUCGACUGGAGUGUGUUCCUAUUAAAGAGGAAUUCAUAGAACAGGAAUGUGUCCCCAUCGCAGAGGGAGUUCCUACUGAAAAUAAUGUCUGUACACUUGAGGAGAACAACACGCUGGUGUCAAGUCUGUAUGAUGAUUUUCCACCUGAAUGUGAACUGGGAUUUAGAGGUAAUCGUACAAUACAAGAAAUCUAUCGCUUCCAGCAGGUUCAGAAUACAGCUGCACGAAUUCUGACAGGAAUGCACGCUCCACCAGACUACACUCCAGCGAGACAGCACACUGCUGCUAAAGGAAAACUUACAGGAGGGACUCCAUUUCCCUGUGCUGAUUGUGGGAAGAGAUUCAGUCGUUUAUCAGCCCUUAAAAGACACCAGCGCAUUCACACAGGAGAGAAACCUUAUCACUGCACUGUGUGUGGGAGGAGCUUCACGCGAUUAGAAAGUCUUCAAUCACACCAGCGCAUUCACACAGGAGAGAAGCCUUAUCACUGCUCUGAGUGUUGGAAGAGAUUCCGUUGUUUAUCAGACCUUAAAAUCCACCAGCGCAUUCACACAGGAGAGAAACCUUAUCACUGUGCUGAGUGUGGCAAGAGUUUCACAUAUUUGAAGUCCUUGAAAAUCCACCAGCGGGCUCACCAAGAUAAAUAUUAUCAAUGUAGUGAAUGUCUGAAGAGUUUCAGUCACUUAUCAAGCCUUAAAAGACACCAUAAAAUUCACACACGAGUGAAGCCCUACCCCUUUGCUGUCCCGUAUUCCUAAGCCUGGAUGAAUAAAUAUGAGACAGCCGAGCACGGGCUGGCUCUCAAGGUCGGAUGUUGUAAAAGGAAUAAUUCUGAUUAAGAGUGAAGCUGUUCUUUGUUCCAGUGAGUUGUACAGUCAGUCAGUAAGAAGAAGCGUGCUAUCAACACCUAGCAAGCAAAGUCACAGAAUGGGAAGAGCAGGCGUAACAUCUUAACUGCAACGCUGCCUCCAACAUUAAGCAAGAAAAGUCACGAAAGAGGAGAGCAACGGACAACAGCCUAACAUAUUAGCUCAUCGCCAUAUAACUUAAAUACAAAAAAGGACGUAAAGAGAACUGUACCAACUGGAUCGCCAUCGAAGAGAGGAAAGGCCAACAAACAUUGAACCAAUAGAUUAAUGAACUGAUUUGGUCUGCUGGCACUGGUCAAAUUUACAGCAAGAGAUUCCCAUCAGUCACUGAGCGAGACUUGGUGUUUCUGACCAGGAAUGCAGACAAUGUAAUAAUGUAUAAGCAAGGAGAGAGUUAUAAAGUAUAACAAGGUGUGGCCAUAAGUCGCUGUACUGAAUAGACUAGGGGCAAGUGUAAUAGCUGGUGGAGUCAAUUUAAUUUAACAUUUGGAAUUAAUAAGAACAAAUACAAUGGGUGUUCCAUUUAGGUGCCGUGGAUUCUAAUUAAGGGAUAUAAUAUAAUUAACACUAGCACUGCCAUAGCUGCUUUUUGAACAGCUUUUGCAAUUCAGAUUUAAAUAUCUCUGCGUAUGUGAAUAUCUCGUGCAUGUCUGUUCUCAAGUGUUACUAAAUAUUUUAAUUGAACACUUUUCAGGAUAUUGUUUUUUCUCCCUAUCUGUAAUAAACAAUUUGAUUGUAAUUAUUGGUUUGAUCUUUUCUUUCUUCAAAUUAAAAAAAAAAGAAGCUUUGUUGCUUAUAUGAAAAUGUAAGUUUGUUACUCCGGGUCCAUAAAAUAAAGAUGUAGAAAUUGAAUAAUAG
This is a messenger RNA of Acipenser ruthenus (sterlet), 2254 nucleotides long. Its product is annotated as zinc finger protein 90-like. Bases 71 to 1285 code for a protein of 404 amino acids. The record is from RefSeq and is a predicted model, not a curated record. Gene Ontology annotation, biological process: regulation of transcription by RNA polymerase II; central nervous system development. The transcript has 4 exons. Gene Ontology annotation, molecular function: DNA-binding transcription factor activity, RNA polymerase II-specific; RNA polymerase II cis-regulatory region sequence-specific DNA binding. Gene Ontology annotation, cellular component: nucleus. Lineage: Eukaryota; Metazoa; Chordata; Actinopteri; Acipenseriformes; Acipenseridae.